Messenger RNA from Cuscuta campestris, 2098 nucleotides. The record is from the annotation of a GenBank genome assembly. Lineage: Eukaryota; Viridiplantae; Streptophyta; Magnoliopsida; Solanales; Convolvulaceae.
CAAGGGUCCAUCUGACACCUUUCCCGCGAAAGGUCAAGAUCGACGCCCCCAGAUUCACCGGGAAGGAAGAUCCGGAAAUCCAUCUGGACUCCUUCAACCAGAGUGCGACCAUGAACGGUUGCACCGAUGAAGAAAAGUGCCUUCUUUUCUUCCAGACCUUGCGGAACCGAGCCACUGAAUGGUUCAAUAAGCUUCGCCCGGGAAGCAUUGACUCGUUCAGUGAUUUGGCCUCAAAAUUCAAGGCCAAGUUCCAGGAGAAUUGUACUAAGAGGAAGAAAUUCACCUAUCUUAGUACAGCCGGGCAGAGGGAGUCUGAGAACCUUACUCAGUUCCUUACCCGGUGGAAGGAAGAGCUCCGGGCAAAGAGAGAAGCUGAGCAUGGUCACAAGUCCAAGCCGGUGCAAGUCAAGAAGGAAGAAGCACCGAGACCUAGCCGGCCGAGGCACCACUAUGACCCGGUCAUCCGAGUGGUCAAUACGGAAGAAUGCCAAGAAGUCCGGAAGGCACCGGUCAUUCCUCUAGAAAACCCUACCGGUCAAGUAGGACGGCAGUGGUCGGGCACCUAUUGUUCGUACCACAGGUCAGAUUCCCACAACACCUCCGAAUGUAAGAGUGUUAAGGGAGUAAUCCGGCAGAUGAUAGACAGUGGAGAGCUGGGCAAGGAUUACUUGCAGAAAGCCCAAGAGAAGAGUCAUCAAUGGGUUAGGCCAACUGCCCCGGGAGAUAACCGGGACAACGACCGGCGGAGGAAUAACCGGCCAAGGGAGCGGCAACCCGUUCCCAAAAAGGAGCACAUCGGCAUGAUCUUCGGCGGACCUGAGGGUGGAGAUUCAGCCGCGCAGCGGAAGAACUGGGUCCGGAGCAUUUACGUUGGUGAGGUAAGUGCUGAACCGCCCAGGCAUAAACAUACUAGGAGGGAGCCUAUCGUCUUUACUGACCGGGAUCUCCCUCCUACCGGUGAAGAUCACAAUGAUCCAUUGGUCAUCACCAUGGACAUUAAUGGGGUGGAUGUCGCCCGGGUACUUGUUGACACCGGCAGCAGUGUCAACAUCUUAUACCUGGAGACCUUCCAAAAACUCAGGUUGUGUCGAACACAACUUGAACCACUCAAAACCCCUCUCUCAGGCUUCACGGGGGACACCGUUGAAGCUGAAGGAUCCAUAGUUCUACCGGUUGAACUAGGAUCAGGUGAAAAGACCGUGUGGAAGAAGAUGCGGUUCAUAGUUGUGGACAUCAAAUGCGUCCACAACGCAAUUCUUGGAAGGCCAGGCAUCAACAAAGUCGGGGCGGUGAUUUCCAUGCCUCAUCUAUGCAUGAAGUUCCACACUCCAGGUGGUGUGGGUGAGGUGAAGGGCGACCAGAGGAACGCUCGGGAGUGCUAUGCCCGGGCAGUCAAGAAAAUGAUCAAGGGGGUCAAUGUCAUCUCCCAAGAGAUCACAAAGGGAGAGACCCAGGAGAAACUGGAGCCCGAGGCUGAGACGGUGGAAAUCGAACUUCACCCGGGUGAUUCUUCGAGGAUGGUCAGAAUUGGAGCAAAUCUCCCCGAGGAUCUCAAAGCACAGAUUACGCGGGUCCUCCAAGAAUACGCAGGCAUAUUCGCAUGGAGCGUGGCGGAUAUGCCUGGGAUAGAUCGCUCUGUUAUCUGCCACCGGUUGGCCGUGAGGGAGGGAAGUCGACCGGUACGACAGAAGAAGCGGUACCUGGCCAGUGACCGGCGAGAGUUCGUCAAGAAGGAAGUCCUUGCUGACUUCUUGGUAGAAAUGACCGGUCUAACUCCAUACCUACCGGUCAACAAGCCUGUUGAGCAAUGGUGGGAGAUGGCGGUUGAUGGGGCAUCCGGUCCUAGAGGAUACGGGGGUGGUAUUGUGUUCACCACCCCAGAAGGGUUCAAGAUCUACCAUGCAAUCGUCUUCAACUUCAAGCUGACAAACAAUGAGGCAGAGUAUGAAGCUCUGGCUGGAGGGCUCAGACUUGCCCAAGCCCUGAAAAUCAGCCGGGUCAGUAUCAAAUCAGACUCUAGCCUGAUAGUUGGGCAGGUGACCGGUAACAUGGAAGCAAGGGAAGGACGCAUGGCAUAAUACAAGGACCUUGUACUUGC